Arabis nemorensis is the source of this 1386-nucleotide messenger RNA. NCBI's taxonomy places the organism in Eukaryota, Viridiplantae, Streptophyta, Magnoliopsida, Brassicales, Brassicaceae. The record is from the annotation of a GenBank genome assembly.
AUGGCGGCGAAGAUGUACCAGAAAUUGGCACGUUGCGGUGGUGAAGGAGGAAGUGAAUGGGACGAUGAUGUAUACGAGGGUGUAAGAAAAGUGUGUGUAGGGCAAGAUCUCUCACGUAUCACUUACAUCAAAUUUGAGUACGUGAAGGUAGACGGCGAAGUAGUGACACGUGAAUAUGGGACAGUAGAUCAACAUCCUAAAGAGUUUGUACUUCAAUAUCCGGAGGAACACAUCGUAGCGGUGGAGGGAAGCUACAACGUAGUGGCUCUGGGUGCCACGGAGGUGAUCACGUCCCUUGUCUUCAAGACCUCAAAGGGUAGAAAGUCUCCAACGUUUGGUCCAAACUUGUUAGGAAUUGUGAACGGUACAAAGUUUGAUUUUGAGGAUGAGGGAAAGAAGAUCGUAGGGUUUCAUGGGCGGUCGGGUAAUGGUCUCGAUGCUCUUGGAGUUUACGUGGAAGUAGACAGUCUGACCACGUCGUUCCCUCUUUACAAGCUAGAAGCCCAAGGUGGUACAGAUGGGAGUGUUUGGGAUGAUGGUUCUUACGACGGUGUCAAAACGCUGCGUAUUGGUCAAGAUAAUAGUCGUAUCACUUAUUUGGAGUUCGAGUAUGAGAAAGGUGGGAAAUCAGAGACACAUCACCAUGGGGUGAAAGGAGAAACACAAUCCGAGCUUGUGCUUGAUUACCCGGAUGAAUACAUCGAAUCGGUGGAAGCAACCUAUAAUAAGCCAAACCUUUUUCGCAAUACCGUAAUUACGUCACUUACGUUCAAAACAUCAAAGGGGAAAACAUCAUUCUUUGGCUAUAAAGUGGGUAAGAAGUUUGUACUAGAGCAAAAGGGUCGUAAGCUCGUUGGCUUCCAUGGAAAGGAAGGUAGCGCUAUUGAUGCUCUUGGAGCAUAUUUUGCACCUAUUCCUAUUCCUUCUCCUUUAAUUCCAGCCAAGAAAUUACAAGCAAUAGGCGGUAAUGGAGGAGUUGCUUGGGAUGAUGGUGUCUACGACAAUGUUAAAAAUAUAUACGUAGGACAAGGUAACGACGGUGUAUGCUUUGUCAAGUUUGAGUAUAAUAAAGGAACAGACUUGGUUUCUGGAGAUGAUCAUGGGAAGAAGACACUACUUGGAGCUGAGGAGUUUGUGCUUGAGGAUGGUGAAUAUCUCACGGUCUUGGAAGGAUACUUUGAUAAGAUCUAUGGAGUCGAGGCACCAGUGAUAAUCUCUCUUCGGUUCAAGACGAACAAAAGGGAGUCAACUUUGUUUGGAAUGGAUUCUGGUGAGAAGUUUUCACUUGGAGAGGAUUGUCACAAGAUUGUUGGAUUUCAUGGACAAGCUAGUGAUGUUGUUCACAGUGUUGGAGUCACUGUCGUACCUAUCACCACCACCGAGUGA